AUGUCUUUGGCUCCAAACGGAUCCCUUAAUGAUUUCAUCGACAAAACCACAGAUCCUUUGGACGAAAAUGAGACCAGAAAAUGGGCGCAAGAGUUGAUGAGCGGGUUGUGUUACCUUCACGUCAAUGUCAAAGACAAANNNCAAACAAUCGUUGCACUGCUUGAAGACAAAUGGGUUGACUGUAAACUGACUGUUGCUGGCAAUGGAAACACUGAAGAUAGAGAUCAUAAAACUACAAAAGUUAUCAAAGAAAGUACUGAUAAUAAGACAAAUGAAACAAAAGUUGAGAUCAAAUCUAUACCUGAGAGUGAGUCCAAAAACAGCGAUAAAAUUAGUGAUAAAGUUAAGCCCAAAGAUGAAUCAAAAAAUGUGGAUAAAAAGGAGGCGACAGAGGAUGACAGUGACGAUCAGGAUGUGGAGGGUGUGAGCGAUGAUGAAAGCGACGAAGACAUCGGAGCAAAGAAAGAGAGUAAAGAAGAAGUGAAAAGUAAAUCCAAUUCAAAUGAACCGCAAAUGAAACCAAAGGCUGAGAAUAAAGUUGACAAACAAGACAUUAAAAGUGAUGACAAAAAGGUUUCGAAGAGCAAAAAGAGUGCCCAAAAAUCAAAGACCAAAAACAAGAAAAUGAAUAAAAAUUCAAAAACAAAAUCAGAUGAAGAGAGAGUCAUCUCAGAUGUUAAGGAAAAGAAGGAUAAAUUGAAGUCAAAAGAUGACAACGAAGACAAAAAUGAAGAGAAGUCAGCGAAGAAUUUGGAUAAAGAAAAAGAAGAAGGAGUUAAAGAAAAGAGCGAUAAAUUGAAAUCAAAUGACGAGAAAGAAGACAAAAAUGGAGAGAAAUCGGCGGAGAAUUUGAAUGAAAAGAAAGAUGACGUUAAGGAAAAGGACGACAAACAAGACGUUGAAAAGAAAAAGAGUGGAAAUGAAUCCAAAAGUGAUCGUAAACUACUUAAGAAUUAG
Molecule: messenger RNA, 957 nt
Organism: Oppiella nova
Lineage: Eukaryota; Metazoa; Arthropoda; Arachnida; Sarcoptiformes; Oppiidae
Source: the annotation of a GenBank genome assembly